This is a messenger RNA of Puccinia graminis f. sp. tritici CRL 75-36-700-3, 939 nucleotides long. RefSeq lists its product as uncharacterized. The transcript has 6 exons. Gene Ontology annotation, molecular function: oligopeptide transmembrane transporter activity. Gene Ontology annotation, biological process: transmembrane transport. The record is from RefSeq and is a predicted model, not a curated record. Bases 1 to 939 code for a protein of 312 amino acids. Lineage: Eukaryota; Fungi; Basidiomycota; Pucciniomycetes; Pucciniales; Pucciniaceae.
AUGGCCAACAAUUCUCCCCAGAACAACUCUAUUGUGGAAGGCGCUUCUCCAUCAAGCUUGAUUGAAAACCCAAUUGAACGUGUGCCGAAUGAACUACAAAUCCUACCGCUAGAUAGCCCUGAGAUAAAGGUACCGUCAAAUAAAAGCAAUCAGUCGUUUGUUCCAUCCUAUCAAGACCUGGAGUUGCCACCUGCUUUACCAGGGCAGGAUUCAAAAGUAGAUACAAGGGCGAAGAUGCCUAUCCUGGAACAAGAAUUGGAAAUAACCCAGUUAGAAGACGAUCCAGAGUGCCCAAUAUUUACCGUCAGAUCUGUCUUGCUUGGUUUAUUACUUCAAGCCGAUCCACCUGCAGAUGAAAUUGCCAUUUAUGCAGAUAACAUCCAUAAUCAUUGGCCGAAGCUGCGCGUUGAUUCCUGGACCCAUCUGGUGGAAUCCAGGACAUUUCAGCAUUUGUACGAAUUGUAUUUUGGCCAAGUCGUCAACUUCGGUGUUGCUCUUGGAGUUUUGGUGGGCUCACAGCUCCUGGCAUAUGGAUCAGCCGGCUUACUACAGCCUUUCUUGGUUUAUCCGGCUCGGAAAGUCUAUCCCGAGACGCUUCCCUGCAUUUCCCUGUUCAGUUCGCUUUACAAAGUGGGGUCUCAGUCCGAUGAUCAGGUGAAAUUUUUCAAGAAAAGUUUCUUGGCCAUUGGAAUUUAUGAGCUCUUCCCAACAUACAUUUUGCCAGCUUUCCAAGCCAUCAGUGUGUUUUGUUUGACGUUGCCGAAGAACCAACUUGUCACCAACAUUUUUGGUGGUGCUCGACCUUUUGAAGGCGUGGGGCUUCUCAACAUUUCCCUAGAUUGGUCCAUGGUGGGUGGCCGGGGACCAUUAUUUAUGCCUCCAAGCACACAAGUGAGCUCAUUAGUCCUGAAAUCACUGCCAGCAAAUGCACUAGGAUGA